Malassezia pachydermatis is the source of this 981-nucleotide messenger RNA. Its product is annotated as exodeoxyribonuclease iii. Gene Ontology annotation, cellular component: nucleus. The transcript has 3 exons. Lineage: Eukaryota; Fungi; Basidiomycota; Malasseziomycetes; Malasseziales; Malasseziaceae. Gene Ontology annotation, molecular function: DNA-(apurinic or apyrimidinic site) endonuclease activity; phosphoric diester hydrolase activity; double-stranded DNA 3'-5' DNA exonuclease activity. The record is from RefSeq and is a predicted model, not a curated record. Bases 1 to 981 code for a protein of 326 amino acids. Gene Ontology annotation, biological process: base-excision repair.
AUGCCGAAACGUGGAGCUGCAGCGAGUACGGAGGCCGAGGCCCAGGUGAAACGGGCGCGUGCUACGAAAGCCGAGGCAGCCGACGCCGUCACGUCGCCAGCGGCGCCGACGGGCCAAGAUCAUACGGCGCCCGAGUGGGUGCCGCGCAAUGCGCAGGUGCCCAGCGGGCCCUUGACGUUUGAGCCACCUGCCGAUGGAUGUAGACGCGUGCUGAUUUGGAACAUUACGUCGCUGAAAAGCUCCGAUAACAAAGGCCUCAUGAAGUAUCUGCAAGCGGAGAAUGCGGAUAUCGCCGUGCUGUCAGAAACCAAGGUGAAUCAGGUCCCAUCGCAUGCGGGGAUCGACGCUAUGUACAAAUACCGGUACUGGGGCAUCGGCGAGAAGAGGGGGUACGCUGGGAUCGCUCUCCUUUCGAAGCACAAGCCGCUCAAAGUCGAGCAUGGCCUGCCGGGUUUUGACGAUCCAAGUUCCAAGGCACGCCUCCUGAUGGCCGAAUUUGAGCAUACGGUGAUUGUGGGCACGUACGCGGUGAAUGCGGGCGACAAUCUCAAGACACUUCCCAACAAGAACAAAUGGAACGACGCAUUGGAAGCCUACUUGCAAUCCCUUCCGAAAGACAAGGACAUUAUUUGGUGCGGCGACUUGAACGUCGUAUGGGACGACCGUGAUCUGGCGGGCGCCUCGAAAAAAUGGAACAAGUCGGCAGGGUACACGCAGGCAGAGUGCGAUGCUCACCGCCGCGUCCUAGCCACCAACGAUAUGAGCGACGCCUGGCGCGUGCUACAUCCUGACGCAGUGGGGCACUAUACGUACUACGGCUGGCGCGGCAAUUGCCGUGCCCGCGGCGCAGGCUGGCGGAUCGAUUCGUUCAUUGUCUCCAACAAGGCACUCCCACGCAUCCGCGCAUGUGAGAUUCGGCAUGCGAUUUACGGCGCAAGUGAUCACUUGCCAGUGAUCGCCGAUAUACAAGGUCCAUGGUAG